This is a messenger RNA of Gongylonema pulchrum, 252 nucleotides long. The record is from the annotation of a GenBank genome assembly. Lineage: Eukaryota; Metazoa; Nematoda; Chromadorea; Rhabditida; Gongylonematidae.
GUGUCCCGGAAGUAGAAUGCAUGGAGGACCGGAUGAAGCUGUCAUUCCGGACGGCUCGGCCAUUUACCGGCCGGGUUUUCGUGAAGGGUAUGGUAGACAAAGAUCAGUGCGUGGAAUCGUUCAUCGGAAAUACCAAAACAGAGCUGCAGUACGUAAUGAACAAUGGCCAGUGCAAUAUGAGACGAUCCAGAAAAGUUUCUUAGCUAAAUUCUUUUUUCCGGAAAAUCCAAGUUGCCUUAUUUAUUUAUGAAA